This is a messenger RNA of Aspergillus calidoustus, 318 nucleotides long. The record is from the annotation of a GenBank genome assembly. NCBI's taxonomy places the organism in Eukaryota, Fungi, Ascomycota, Eurotiomycetes, Eurotiales, Aspergillaceae.
AUGCGGUGUGAAGUCGUGAGCUUCAGCUAUUGCUGCGGUGACUGUGACCCCGACCAGGCCAGGCUCCUUCCCACCAACGGGAGCACCACCGCCGGCAAGCGCGAGGCCGCCAAGCGUGACUACGAUACCGUUACCCAAGACGGCGACUCAUACGAGAUCAUCGGCGCCUCCUACAAGGUCUCAGACACCCAGGUCAACACCGGCCAUAUUGACGUUUCAUCGACCGUCGAAACGGGCCGGACGGCAACCUUCUCAACCAGCAUCGGCGACGUAAACAGGUUGUACUUACUAUAUCUAUUUGCGACUGUUUCUAUCUAA